This is a messenger RNA of Colletotrichum costaricense, 1500 nucleotides long. RefSeq lists its product as uncharacterized. The transcript has 7 exons. Lineage: Eukaryota; Fungi; Ascomycota; Sordariomycetes; Glomerellales; Glomerellaceae. Gene Ontology annotation, molecular function: heme binding; monooxygenase activity; oxidoreductase activity, acting on paired donors, with incorporation or reduction of molecular oxygen. The record is from RefSeq and is a predicted model, not a curated record. Bases 1 to 1500 code for a protein of 499 amino acids.
AUGGGUUCCCUACUACCCACGACGAUUCGCAUCGAUGCUUCGUUGUUGAAUGGGCAUCAUCUGUCUUCAACAGCAAGCUUUUUGCUACUCUCAUCGCUGCUUUUGGGGAUACUGUCACAAGUCCUGAGCCGGAGACUGAAAGUACCUACGCCGCUUUCGGAAGAGGUGUCCGAUAUUCUCAACAGAAAACGGUCAUACGGGGCAAACGCCAGGAAAUUACUCGACAAGUACUAUGAGCGGUUCAAAAGCAAGCCUUUUGGAAUCGACACCAUGGAUGGUGUCAAAGUCGUCUUGCCCCUUGCAAGUGUCGAUGAGCUGAAGAGUCACCCGGCAUUGAGCUUCAAAGCCUCGAUCGACAAUGCAUUGGAGGUGUCGACGCUUGGGGGGAGCGCAAUUCUAACCAAGGCAAAAGGUGCUUACGUUCCUGUCUUCCAUGGAAUGAUCCAAGAACACCUUCCGAAAUUUCUUGGAUCUCCGACAGAUUGGACACCAGUAAAACCCUAUCAGCACUUCUUCGAGCUUGUGGCGAUCCUGUCUGCGAGAAUCAUGCAUAGCGAUGAAGCAGCCCGAAAUCCCGCAUGGACCAAUCUCUCAAUGUCAUUCGUACACACUGCAAUCGAAUACGGCUCGGCUCUCAAGCAGUGGCCUCCUUUCCUGCGUCCGUUCGUCACCUACUUCCUCCCGGAACGCCUAGAGAAGGAGAAACAAUGGGCCAAAGGGCGCGAAAUCGUCGCAAAGUCCAUGGCCAGGAAAAGUGCCUUGGGUGGUGCACCUCUGGAGAACCCUCCCACCAUGCUCGAUCACCUGUCUAGCGGGGAACACGCAGAUAAGGCCGGUGAUCUGGACCUACAACUCUUGCUGCAGAUGACUCUCGCCGUGGCGAGCAUCCACACAACCUCGUCUUCCAUGGUCCAAGUUUUGUACGAUCUUGCCGCAUGCCCUGAGUACACCGAGGAGCUUCGUCAGGAGGUGGUGGAGGUUUUGGAGAGUUCUGGUGGCAUCUUUACCAAGCAGUCACUUGCUAAGAUGAAGAAACUUGACAGCUGGAUGAAGGAGAGUUUGAGAAUGAAUGCACCUGAUCUGACUACCUUCCAGCGCAUGGCCACGAAGCCUGUGACCCUGAAAGACGGAACUUACAUCCCUGCCGGUACGAAGAUGGAACUACCAACCAGCGCUAUCAACUUUGACGCUUCCAUCUACCCCGAUCCGCAUAAGUUCGAUGGCAUGCGGUCGUACCGUCAACGCCAGCAAGACGGGAUGGCACACAAGCACUCAUUUGUCAGCGUCACUCGUACGGAACUUGGUUGGGGUUUCGGCAGGCAUGCGUGCCCGGGCAGAUUCCUUUCCGAUGUCGAAAUUAAGCUCAUGUUUGCGGAGUUCCUUCUAAACUAUGAGAUCAAGAACUUAGAUGGACAGCCCCGAUCCAAGAAUGUGGAAUUUGGAGUGAACGUGCUCCCAGAUCCGGAGCAUCAGGUUUUGAUUCGAGCACGGAAAGUCUGA